AACAGCUUUUCUGUGGAGCAAAUAGCACCCUGUUUUCCCAGAAUACGCCGCCCCGGCCCAAAUCUAAGCGUCGCAUUCCGUUCCCAACUGUCUUCGGAUCGGUCUCUUUGAUUUUGGUCGAUCGAUUUCGGGGUUUGGGCAUACGGGAAUGUGCCAAAGUUUCGAUCUUUUUGCCUCCCUUGCUGGGAUUCGAGCUGUCCCCCCUUGUUUCCUCGCCCGAAAUCUUGGAUUGAAGGACUAAAGAGACUUCUGUGUCAGAUCAUCAGUGAGCAUUGCAUAUCUUGCCUAUUCUGCAUCUGGAGAUCUUUUUGGUGCUAAGGAGUUUGAGAGAACAAUUGAUUUUGCUGGUUUACCACCAUUUUAUCGAUCAGGCUGGGCCAAGCAGGGUUGAGUAUAUUGUAUAUCAUCAUGAAGUUCAAAGAAGGUGAUAGAGUAGAGGUCUUGAGAAGAAAAGAGGAGCAGUAUGAUUCUUGGUUCCCUGCUAAAAUUUCAUUUGUGCACAGUUCAACAUAUACGGUUAGAUACGAGCUAUUUAUGACUUCCGAUAAGAAGUCUGUGGUGGAAACAGUACAUGAGGAAGAUGUUAGGCCUUGCCCAUCGCUACCGAGUGGAAAAAAGUGGUGGACUGCUGGUGACAUCACGGAGGUCCUUGAUCUUUGUUCUUGGAGAGCUGGGAAGGUUGUGAAAGUCCUAAAAAAUGACCGAGUUGUGAUCAAACUCUUUGGUUCCAUCCAGCUUAAAGAACACCGUGUGUCUGAUCUAAGAGUUCCACAGGCGUGGCAAAACAACCGAUGGAUUAUGAUUGAUCAGGGAAGUGGAGGGAAGCACUCUAGCUCCAAUAAUGCAAGAAAAUUGGAUUAUGCAACAAGUCAAGGCAUUGGGAAGCAAACUUCGAUUGGACGUACAUCAAAGCAAAAGCAUGUUGUCUGCAGUUCUCCUAUUAAAACUAUGAAGCCAAAACUCAGAUCCUACUGUGGCUUUUCGCCAGUUGAUUUGGUUAAAGGAAUGGACAGGAAAGGGAAAUUCAUCCAAAACAGAUCUCAUAAGUUAGCUAGAGAAGCACUACCUCAAAGGAUGGACACUAUUUCUUUUUCAAAAGAUUUGGACAGUCAGAAUUUCCUGCAUAAGUCCAGUAAAGAAAGAGUAGGUGGGUCUCCUUGGAUAAAUGCUGAUAAGUGGCAUACAAAUAAUCAUGUCCUGAUUCCAUCUUCAACACCUUUGCCAGUCUCUGAUGAUAACAAUGAUUGCUCUGUUGCUAGUUGCAGUGGUAAUGCUUAUCCAGGGUAUACAUAUCAAAGUCUCAGAAAACACAAGGAUACUGCAUUUAAUAGUUUGGUUGAUGAGUGUCAAAGCAAAACUGGAGAUGAAUUGGCUGCUAAUGUCCAUGAAUUAGAGCUACAUGCAUACCAUUCUACUGUGGAAGCGUUUCAUGCCUCUGGUCCUUUAAGUUGGGAGCAGGAGUCACUUCUAACAAAUCUCCGUCUCUCUCUUAAUAUUUCUAAUGAAGAGCAUUUACAUCACUUGAGGCAUCUGUUAUCUGCUUAAAUUCUUUGUUCAGCAUCAUAUAGUUGUUUGGCAUAUGUCUAACUCUCUUUGGGGAUCAUCUACAGAAUGGGGUUUAGAAAAAUUCAGUUUGCUGUUACGAGUGGAAUGAUUAAAUUGGCGGAUAAGCAUGCUUAGAAGUUUCUGGAAAGUAUUUCUGCUAGUUGCUUGUAACUACAUGUAUAUAUUUUGAAAGCAUUAAGGGUUGCUUCUUGCAAUAACUCUGAACUUUCUGAUUCUAAAUGGAAUCGAUACUGUCAUAACUGUGAA
This is a messenger RNA of Musa acuminata subsp. malaccensis (wild Malaysian banana), 1812 nucleotides long. RefSeq lists its product as uncharacterized. The record is from RefSeq and is a predicted model, not a curated record. NCBI's taxonomy places the organism in Eukaryota, Viridiplantae, Streptophyta, Magnoliopsida, Zingiberales, Musaceae.